CUAUGUCCAGUAAGCUGGUCAAAAAUGACCUGUUAGAUCUAAACUCUCCAGAUGAAGCCGGAGGGCGCGAGCUGUCUGCUAUCAAGGAAGCCAUUGAUGUCAAGGUGACUGUUCUAGUCUCCAUACCUCCAUCUGAGAACGGGAGUGCACAGAUAGUGUCCUCAGAGCUGACCAUGUUUGGAGAGAACCCAUGCCUCUUCGUCAUUAGAGCUGAAGAGAUAUGUAACAAACCUUCCAACACCAGUGACCCCGACACAUUACUGAACAAGGAGCCAGAACUGAUGGUGAAGCUGGCUGGUACAGUAAACUAUGGAACACCUCACAUCUAUAGAACCAGUGUAACCGGCGGAGCGCUAGUGCUGACGAUAGACAUGAAAGAAGACCUUGUCGUUACGCACAACUAUUAUCCUGAGCUGAAAAACACAACAAUUUAUCUCAAUUUCAUGUUUGAAAGCUAUCAAAGCAUAGAGAAAAAUGCCAACUCUACUGAUGUUUUUGUUAAUGUACAGACUUUGUUCACUCCUGUCACUCCUACAUUACCUCCAACCACCACCUUGCACAGUGAACAGUCUGGUCUAAGUCCCCUGUAUGGAACCACAUUGUUGCUGCUUCUCGUAGUUUUUCUCUUCAACUGAAUCACAAACAGAAGAUUUCUCUAUGAAUAAUUCUCAGCUCUGCGGGUGCAGCCCUGUGGUCACCUCUGUACAUCAUGGCACAGGAACUGUGUGCAGUUUAUCCGAGGACCGUCCGAGUGCACUUUCUUUGAACCGCCUUAAUGGGGUUAAGGAUCAGUCAGUGAAAGUCCAUGUGUAUUCCCGACUCAUGGGGAUGUUCCCUGAAUGUAGGUCAAUAUAGUUCAUAAUAAACUUGAUAAAAGUAAAAGGAUCUCUGCUGCCUUAUCUAAAAUACCUUUGCUUUUUAUUUAUCAAGG
Bufo bufo (common toad) is the source of this 931-nucleotide messenger RNA. RefSeq lists its product as uncharacterized. Lineage: Eukaryota; Metazoa; Chordata; Amphibia; Anura; Bufonidae. The record is from RefSeq and is a predicted model, not a curated record. Bases 3 to 635 code for a protein of 210 amino acids. The transcript is spliced from 3 exons.